Messenger RNA from Helobdella robusta, 1764 nucleotides. RefSeq lists its product as hypothetical. The record is from RefSeq and is a predicted model, not a curated record. The coding region runs from base 1 to 1764 and encodes 587 amino acids. NCBI's taxonomy places the organism in Eukaryota, Metazoa, Annelida, Clitellata, Rhynchobdellida, Glossiphoniidae. The transcript is spliced from 2 exons.
AUGGUUGCCGUGAAUCAGCAAGAGAUGAAUCAACAGCAGCAGCAACAACUACUACAAUCUCUAGUAUUGGAGUGUUGUGUCGGUGAAAAUUCACCAAAUGCCAACAAAUUCACAUUAGCAGAAAUGGCAUCAACAGACUCUCAAACAAUUCCAACUCAAGGAAUUGUGCAUAAAAAACAAAGAAAUCUCAACUCACCCGCAAUUAUGUCGUCAUUAAUUCCGCUGAUGUCACCAUAUUCUACCCUAGAAUCACCAUCAGUAUCGGCUACAUUAUCAUCGUCAUCACCAUUCGAACCACUUGAAACAUCAACACCUGUACGAAGAUCAAGGUCACAAUCAGUGCGUCCAACAUCACUAUCUGAAACAUCAUUAUCAGUGCGUCGAUCGAGAUCGUUAUCGGUACAACCGACAGAUACCUGUGGUGAUGUUAAAAAAGUGGUGGAAAUCCACGAAAUGAAGAUAAGCGAGGAGGAGAAACUGAGAUUGGUGAUGGAGCAGAGUAACGAAUGGAUGAACCGCCAGUCUUACGAUAGCAUUGAACCUCAAAAUUACGGAUCUAAAAACAGCUUCAAGCCUUGGAACCCCCCAAAAACUAGUCGCCUCGUGCCAGCGUUCCUCAGACAGAGCUCAAAUAUUCUGCCACCCAACUUUCGCCCACCACCUAUCGAGAAGACAAAAAAUUUCGAUGACGAUGAAGAUGACGAUGAUGGCAUAUACGUUCAUAUAGCUCCGGUCGACACAAUCAUGGAGAGACACGGGAACAGACUGAGGGAAUAUUUUGCGCUGACCGUUAUCCACGACGUCCCGGCGGAUUUAAUAGAGGAGGUGGAAAGUAUGUACUAUAAAGAAUACGUGUACAGGGAUUUGUAUGGCAGUUUGUUCAUUUUCAAGCAUAAAAUAGAACUCUUUGUACAGAACUACGGCGCCCACAACUUAUGGUUGAAAGAUCCACAUCAUCACAUCUACACUGAAAAUGAUUUCCGCUGGAGUAGCAGAUUAAAUACUGAAAAAUUUUCACAAAAAAAUGUUCAAGUAAAAAUUUUUUGUAAACAAUGUGAUGGCAAUAAACUUCCAUUUCAACCAAAGCAACAAGUUCAACAACCACAAAAAGCCCAAUCUCCACAAAAACAACAAGCUCAACCACAAAAACUGGUGGAGUUAUUAGAUCCGGCGAUUAUCAGUCACUCCACUACACCUCCAAGUGAACCGACCGAUCCAGUUUCACGUAAAGUUCAACCCACACAAGAGAAUGAAUUUUUCGAUCCGGCAAUUAUCUUUCAAUCCAACACUCCUCCACCUGAACCAGUCAAAUUCGAUUCAUUUGAAUAUUUCGACCCGGCCAUUGUUGAUUGUUCCUCGAUGCCAGCACGCGGAUUCAGCAUUCCAGCACCUCACAAAUAUAACGAGACUCCCUGCGAUCAGCCAAAACAAAAAAGGGAAAUCCAAAAUAAAUCCACCAUCACGACGACGUCAAAGAGAGCUCCAAAGAAAAAUAACAACAAAGGCAACAAAGUUAACAACUUUGAUAGAACCAAAUGUUCCUCGAUGCCAGCACACGGAUUCAGCAUUCCAGCACCUCACAAAUAUAACGAGACUCCCUGCGAUCAGUCAAAACAAAAAAGGGAAAUCCAAAAUAAAUCCGCCAUCACGACGACGUCAAAGAGAGCUCCAAAGAAAAAUAACAACAAAGGCAACAAAGAUAACAACUUUGAUAGAACCAAAGGCACACGCAACAACAGUCAAAGGAAAAAUUUCAAAAUUUGA